AUGGCAGAAUCACAGAAGCUUCCUACUUUCCUCACAAACACCGAUUUGCACCCUUCCUUUGACCAAGACAUCAAGGAUACACACUUGAUCUACGAUUAUGCCGCUCAAGCCCCUGAUGGAACCCCUGAGAAAUGGCGCUACGAGAUGUGGUUCUUCUCAUCCAACCGCAUUGUGUAUGCCAUCCACGGCGGUCCCAUGGCCGGCCGCAUAAACUACCAAACCUGCACUUACCAAUGCAUCCGCCCGGGCGAACUCUGGCAAUGCAACUGGCUGGAAGAGACAGGCACAAUCUGUUCCCUAGUCUACGACAUCCCAAACCAAAAAAUCACAACCUUGAUUGGCUUUUCCAAGGGUCAUUGGAACAAUCCUGAGCAAGCUAGAGGAGACAAGAGGGAUCCUGAGACCUUUAAGAGGUUCAAAGCGUUGGCUGAGCAGGGGACUCAGGUGGAGAGGUUUAUGUUGAGUGAGCAGGCGGAUAUCAAGGAGAAGUUUAAGGGCAAGGGCGAUUUGGUGCCUAUUGCUGGGGAUGAGGAGACUUUCUAG
Messenger RNA from Aureobasidium musti, 543 nucleotides. The record is from the annotation of a GenBank genome assembly. Lineage: Eukaryota; Fungi; Ascomycota; Dothideomycetes; Dothideales; Saccotheciaceae.